Molecule: messenger RNA, 1401 nt
Organism: Pyrus x bretschneideri (Chinese white pear)
Lineage: Eukaryota; Viridiplantae; Streptophyta; Magnoliopsida; Rosales; Rosaceae
Product: putative pentatricopeptide repeat-containing protein At3g13770, mitochondrial
Exons: 3
Coding region: 1-1401 (466 amino acids)
Biological process (GO): RNA modification
Molecular function (GO): RNA binding; protein binding
Source: RefSeq, a predicted model, not a curated record
AUGGCCAACCAAUUUGCCCGCCAACUCUGCCUUUCUUCCUUCCCUCCAAAUCCACAGAAUUUUAAAUCUCUAUGCUCCAACGGUCAACUGAGAGAAGCUCUGUUGGAAAUGGCCGCUAUAGGCCUUGAGAUGAAGUUCGACGGCUACUAUACACUCUUAAAUGAGUGCGUAAACCGAAAGGCCUUCAGAGAAGGCCAAAGAGUCCAUGCCCACAUGAUCAGAACCUGUUAUCUUCCGCCUGUGCAUCUCGGAACCCGGCUGAUCAUCUUCUACAACUACUGCGAUUGUUUGGGUGACGCAGGCCGUACGCUCGACGAAAUGCCCGAAAGAAAUGUUGUGUCUUGGACGGCCAUGGUUUCGGCUUAUUCUAAGAGGAGGUAUGCCUCUGAAGCCUUGAAACUUCUUGUACAGAUGUUAAGAUCAGGUAUGGAGCCUAAUGAGUUCACGUUUGUGACCAUAAUUACUUCAUGUACAGGCGCUUUGGGAUUGGACUUGGGAAGGAAAAUCCACUCUCUAAUAAUAAGAAGAAAUUUUGAGUCGCACAUAUUUGUUGGGAGCUCACUUCUUGACAUGUAUGCCAAAGCUGGUAGAAUCUAUGAAGCCCAAGGAGUUUUUGACUGCUUGUCAGAAAGGGAUGUUGUUUCUUGCACUGCUAUAAUCUCUGGAUAUGCCCAGCUGGGUCCUGAUGAGGAGGCUUUGGAGCUACUCCGCCAGUUGCAGAGAGAAGGAAUGACUUCGAACUACGUCACUUAUGCGAGUGUGUCAACAGCAUUAUCAGGGCUUGCUGAAUUGGACCUUGGCAGGCAAGUUCACAGCCACAUCCUUUGUCGGGAACUGCCCUCAUAUGUGGUUCUUCUGAACUCGUUGAUUGAUAUGUACUCUAAAUGUGGAAACCUGAGUUACUCAAGAAGGAUCUUUGAUAGCAUGACAGAGAGAACCAUCAUCUCGUGGAAUGCUAUGCUUGUAGGGUAUAGUAAACACGGAAUGGGUAAAGAGGUGGUUAAGCUUUUCAAAUUAAUGAAAGAGGAAAAUAAAGUCAGACCAGACAGUGUCACUUUUUUGGUGGUUUUAUUCGGUUGCAGCCAUGGAGGAAUGAAAGAGGGUUGGAAUAGUUUUAUGAGAUGGAAAAAGGUGAAAAUGGAAUCGAGCCAGAGCUUGAACACUCUGGGUGUGUCGUUGAUCUUCUUGGGCGUGCUGAUUGAGCCUGAAAAUGCUGGUAACUAUGUCAUUCUUUCUAAUUUAUAUGCUUCUACAGGGAGAUGGGAAGAUGCAAGAAUCAUAAGGGAAUUGAUGUUAGAGAAGGUUGUGAUAAGGGAGCCAGGAAGAAAUUGGAUUGAGCUUGACCUAAUCCUUCAUACAUUUCAUGCAAGCGAUUGCUCUCAUGAAAGAAUUAUCAAUUAA